Molecule: messenger RNA, 595 nt
Organism: Owenia fusiformis
Lineage: Eukaryota; Metazoa; Annelida; Polychaeta; Sabellida; Oweniidae
Source: the annotation of a GenBank genome assembly
CUAACACGAUCACUAGUCUCUUGUCGUUCAUCAGUUGUGUUAACGAAUUGGACAAUGGCCACAAAUGCAGAUGCUAUUCAUGCAAGAUUCAUGGAAAGGGCUAUUGAGCUGAGUCGAUUACAUGCUGUAGAACGAUCUGAUGGUGCUCCCUUUGCUGCAGUCAUUGUAAAAAAUGGGAAAAUUGUAGGUGAAGGGUGGAAUGAAGUUCUGAAGAACAACGAUCCAACAGCACAUGGGGAAGUUCAGGCCAUCAAGAAUGCCUGUAGUAACUUGAACUGUAACUAUCUUGAGGGCUGUGUGAUGUACACCAGUUGUGAACCAUGUUCCAUGUGUGCCAGUGUUGUUUGGUACACAAGGCUUGAAAAGGUAUACUAUGCUGCUACAAUUGACAAGCUUAACAACAUGGCCGAUUACAGUGGACUUAUCAAAGAUCUCCGUGUGAAACCCGAAGAGCGAUCAACACCAUAUGAACAUCUAAAAAGCCUCCACAAACUAGGCCAGGAUGUGCUGAUUGAGUGGUCAAAGGUGAAAUCAUCAGACCCGAUGCUUCAAGGACGACCAUAUUAAUGUACUCUUCCAAAAAAAUUACUCAGGA